AUGGUUGGGAAAAAAUCAGAAAAAGCCCUUCGAGAUGAAGGUCUUGAAAGGACUGAUAACAACAUGGAGCUAUCCAGCUGGCCUCAGAUAGCUCCAAUCAAUCAGAAGAACUACUAUACGUAUGUAACGCUCUUGGUUUUCAUCCAAUGCUUGGUAGAUGAACGGAGGAUGAUGGCUGAUGAUGACAAUGGCAGUGACUACCUCAAACGCGACGACCAACUCCUCGCCUUCCGCCUGCAAAACGAAGAAGCUCGAAACCGCAUGGCCAAGACGGCCAAAGACCGCGACCGCGCCCUCGCUCUAGGAAAGCAAGAACAGGGCGAUGCGGAAGUCGACGGCGAUACAGCUAUGGAAGACGCCGAAGAGGCGCCCACCGAAACAGCAGGCUCCAAGGUGAUUGUUCUUCACCUUGGAAGCCAGAAUCUGCGUAUUGGUCUUGCAAGUGAUGCGCUGCCCAAGACCGUGCCGAUGGUUAUUGCGAGAAAGUCGGCAAAGAAUGAGUCUGAAGAUGGUGUUGAGCCUAGGCCGAAGAGGAUCAAAUUAAAUGAAGAUGGGGAGGAAGUGCAGCCCGAAAAACAGUUCGGCCCAGAGUUUGCGUCGCUAUUUGGCACCAUGUGCGCCGAACUCAAAACGCAUAUGAGGCAAAACAAGAGGAGAAUGUUGCCCAACUCUAAGGAAAUGGUCAUCAACUAUAACCGUCGGACAGUACCAGAGCAUAUCCCCGAACACAACGAUCCCUCAAGAGUGGAAUGGACAGAAAUUUCCAGUCCGGCUCCAGAAUACAUCACCGGACAGGAGGCGCUCAGGAUACCGGACGACUCCAAGCCGCGCUACAAGUUGUCCUGGCCGAUACAACAUGGCUGGUGCAAUGAGAAGGACUACGACAGCGCCAGGCUUUUGUUCUUGGACAUAUCACUGAUCUUAGAAGACGCCAUUAAGACUCAAUUGGGGCUUACGAGUAAGAAGGACUGGACGCAAUAUUCUUGUGUCUUUGUGAUUCCAGACCUCUACGAAAGAACCUACGUUUCCAGCGUGUUGGAGAUGUUGAUGAAGGAAUUCUCUUUUGCCCGUGUCUGCUUUAUCCAGGAAAGUCUGGCGGCCACAUUUGGCGCUGGAUACACCUCAGCCUGCAUCGUGGAUAUAGGCGCCCAAAAGACAUCCAUCUGCUGCGUCGAAGAAGGCAUGUGCAUUGAAAACUCGCGGAUCAAUCUGAAAUACGGCGGUUUUGACAUUACCGAGACCUUCAUCAAAAUGAUGCUCUACGACCAUUUCCCAUACGCCGAUAUCAACCUGAGACGCAGGUACGACUUCCUGCUCGCCGAGGAACUGAAGAAGACCAUCUGCACGAUGAACGAAAGCGGGGUGUCGACGCAAGUAUUCGAUUUCCACCUGCGCAUCUCCGGGCAGGAUACGCGAAAAUACAUGUUUAAGGCCUACGACGAGAUUCACCUUGCGCCUAUGGGCUAUUUUCAGCCGGCGAUUUUCAGCGCCGGUGGUGAUGGCGAUAAACUACAGGGACGUCGGAAACUCUUACCUCGGUCAUUGGACAUUUACGAUGGCCAGCAGAAUGAUCCUACGUCUGCAGCACAGUCCGAGAUCCUGGCAGCGAUUGCACCGCCUCUCCCUGCCGAGCUGGCGGGGGUGACAACAACCGAAGACGAGAAACCAUCCCAAACCAAUGGCACUUCUGACGUCCAAGCGACGCCAAGCCGGUCUCAUCUGAGCAUUCUCGGCCGUGUGCAAGACGUAGAAGCCACCCCUCGAUCAUCAGUUGCUGGAUCUCCAGCCCCGGAAACGACAAACACGCCCUCUCAGCAACAGCAGCAACAACACCAAAACGGAACGCCAAUUCCGGGGGAUAAAACCGGUGGUACAGCAGCAGCUGUGUCGUCAAGUGCAGGGCAGCAACCGCUACAACAACCACCGCCUCAACCACGUCGAGCACCCACCAUCGAAGAGCGCGACGACAUUCUCCCCGUCUACCCUCUCGACCAAGCCAUUCUAACCUCAAUCACGCACGCAGCACGCUCCGACGACAAGAAGAUGCGCGAUUUCCUCGGCGGAAUCAUGGUUCUGGGCGGCGGCAGCCAAGUACAGGGGUUCCAUGCCUACCUCGAAGAGAGAUUGCAUGUGCUGCGGCCGGCGUUCGCAAAGGAGAUUAUGAUUGGAACCCCGCCGCGCGAUCUGGAUGCGCAGGUGGUUCUGGAUUGGUCGGCUGGAGUAUGA
Molecule: messenger RNA, 2226 nt
Organism: Talaromyces atroroseus
Lineage: Eukaryota; Fungi; Ascomycota; Eurotiomycetes; Eurotiales; Trichocomaceae
Exons: 4
Coding region: 1-2226 (741 amino acids)
Biological process (GO): regulation of DNA-templated transcription; double-strand break repair
Cellular component (GO): Ino80 complex
Source: RefSeq, a predicted model, not a curated record